Molecule: messenger RNA, 1167 nt
Organism: Penicillium salamii
Lineage: Eukaryota; Fungi; Ascomycota; Eurotiomycetes; Eurotiales; Aspergillaceae
Source: the annotation of a GenBank genome assembly
AUGGCUCUCAGCAAUAUGACUUUGGUAAACGAGACCAUGCGGGCGGUUGUGUGGCAAGGCAAUCCAUACAACGUGGGCGUUGUGGACUUGCCGAUGCCGACAAUUAUAAAUCAAAGUGAUGCCAUUGUUCGCAUGUCCAGAGCAGCAAUCUGUGGCUCUGACCUGCACAUUUACCGAGGAACAAAUGAGGGCAUGCCAGCCCCAUUUGGGCUCGGUCAUGAAGGGGUAGGGUACAUAUCUGCGAUUGGAGCUGGUGUGGGUUCUCUUCAGGUGGGAGAUCCUGUCAUUGUUCCCUUCACUGUCGACCAAGGCCAUCUCCACGCCGAUCUCACUUCAUCCAUGUACGCUGGCUAUGGAAAUGGAGGUGACAUCGGGGGAACACAGGCCGAAUAUUUGCGGGUGCCCUUUGCCGACAAUGGCUUGAUACCGAUUCCUUCACUUGAAUAUACCAAUUCGACCACGAAUGAAUCGACAUCUUUGAUCAACGACUAUGUAAUGCUCUCCGACAUCUUCGCUACUGGCUGGACAUCCCUUGAUUACGCAGGUUUCCAGCCGGGCGAUACGGUUGCGGUGUUCGGCGCUGGACCAGUUGGUCUUAUGGCAGCCUACUCUGCUAUUCUACGAGGCGCGUCGAAUGUCUAUAGCGUUGACUACGUUCAAGAUAGGCUAGACCUUGCCAAAUCAAUCGGUGCCAUUCCGAUCAAUUUCCAACACGCCGACCCCGUUGAGCAGAUAUUGAAUCUCGAGCCAAACGGAGUUUCACGGAGUGUUGACGCAGUUGGAUAUGAACAAGUCAAUAGAAAUCUAACAGUGCAAUCAGAUAUCAUCAUUAACAACAUGCUCGCUGUGACAUCCACAGGUGGAGGCUUGGGUACCGUUGGAGUUUACAGCCAUCAAUCGAACGACACGGCAACUGCACCCCGCGCUUCCACAGUACACACUGAUAUCAACUUCUCUUUGUCUGACUUCUUCUAUGGCGAAUACAAGUGGGAAGCUGGACCAUCAGACCCAAUUGAGCUUGCACCGAAGCUCGUGCAUCUUGUUGCGUCAGGGAAAGCAAGGCCGGGAUUCAUCGUGAGCGAUGUGAUUAAUAUCGAGGAGGCUCCGGAUGCCUAUGCAAGGUUUGAGAGACAUGAAGCGACCAAGGUUGUCAUAGCCUUUGAUUAA